CCUCCACGGGAAAACUGCCGUCAGAUAUGGAAAGUGCAGCACAUGCGUUUCAAUCCUCCCUCUUCCCUUGAUGUCCCUCUUCACUCCUCACAUCUGCCUCUCUUCGCCACCUGUGUCUCUGUGUCUGCCCGCUGUUUUCGUACGCAGCGAAGCACAGCCUCUUUGAUCCGAACUUGAACAAGUGUUGAUGCGGGGUCAGGAGCAGCGGCGCGAACUGAAGNACUUUGUACUUCAAGUCGCGACAAACGAACAGGGGCAGCCGAGAUCUGGAGAACAGAACGGGGACGUGAUGAUGGAGGUCAUCGAAAAGGUGUGGGAGGACCAGGUCAAAGAUGCUGCCAACAGGAAGAUCAAAGAGGUCGAAAAAAAACGGAGGGAGGCGCUGCAGAAGAAGCGCCAGACGCAAAACCCGAGAUUAGCCGAGAUGAUCACGAUCCCGACUAUCCCGAACCGUGACGACCUGCUCAACAAGGAGCUACCCGAGAACUUUCUCCCUCCGUACUGGUUUACGUGGCUGUUGUACGGACCGCUGGCCGCAAACCCGGACGAGGACGUAUCGUUCACGGCCUCCAACGGCCCUGACGUUCAAGGGGUGCGUGGCGGAGGCCUCAGCGACGACGAUGACGAGGACUACUACUACGACGACGACGACGACGACUGCGGCGGCGGCGGCGGCAGCAGCAGCAGCAGCAGCGGCGGCGGCGGUGGCGGCGGCGGAUUUGAAGACGGCGAAUCAUCUGCGGGGAGUAACGCGUCUGCCUCGAGCUCUGGGGAGGGAAACCCCAGCAAGUCCAGCGGCGACACCGGCGAGGGCAAGCGGCGAAAGCUUGCAACGAC
Ectocarpus sp. CCAP 1310/34 is the source of this 837-nucleotide messenger RNA. The record is from the annotation of a GenBank genome assembly. NCBI's taxonomy places the organism in Eukaryota, Phaeophyceae, Ectocarpales, Ectocarpaceae.